Molecule: messenger RNA, 564 nt
Organism: Cylicostephanus goldi
Lineage: Eukaryota; Metazoa; Nematoda; Chromadorea; Rhabditida; Strongylidae
Source: the annotation of a GenBank genome assembly
AUGGAAACCGAUGAUAUCGAUAAUAUGCUCAUUCGUCAGCUGUCUUGCUUAGGGACUAGCGAUAAAGAUGUGCUGGUGAAGCAAUUUCAAAGCAUCCUUGGGGACGUCUCGCUUUCUCCAGAAUUAUGCGCAUUCUUCCUGGAUAUGUCGAAUUGGAAUCUCCAAGAUGCUGUAGGAGCCUAUUACGAUCACGGUCACGCUAACAAUGUUAAUGAAAUUGGUGUAGACUUACCCUUACUAAAUAUGCAACUUGUCAGAGACGUCACGAUCGGCGAGGGUGAAUCCGUUCCUCCGAAGACCCGUUUUGUGAAGUCUUGGCGAGUCAAAAAUACUGGAGGAGUUCAUUGGCCUCAGGGAACCGCUUUAUGUUUUGUCGACGUCAUUGUUCAAACAGGAACUCCUCUUUCGUGUGAGCGAAGAGUACCGGUUGCAUGUCUUGGGCCAGGCGGCGAAGCAGAAUUGAAUGUAGAAAUGAUUAGUCCAUCAACUCCAGGAAUUUAUCAGAGUCGUUGGCAGCUCAACACUCCACAGAGUGUACCAUUUGGUGGUGAGUUCACAAUAUAG